Messenger RNA from Lymnaea stagnalis (great pond snail), 2520 nucleotides. Lineage: Eukaryota; Metazoa; Mollusca; Gastropoda; Lymnaeidae. The record is from the annotation of a GenBank genome assembly.
GUCCAUUUAAUUGCCAGUAUAUAUCGAGUACUGUAAAUGCUAGUGGGAACUGAGACCAUUCAUGUGUUGUGUAUUGUCUCUACUCUGUCCUACAUUAGUCUCAACACUAGACGGCUCAUAUCCAAAUAAACAAAAGUUUUCUUUGGUUACACAGAACUGGGGUAAGUUUCUUUACAUUUAAUAUUGAACCUAAGGUGUAACUUUCGUUAUCUGACGUGUCUUUUGUAACAUAUUGUAACAAUCUUGAGUGCUCUCAGCACUAUUCACUUUUGUAACAUAUUGUAAUAAUCUUGAGUGCUUUGAGCACUAUCCACUUUUGUAAGAUUAUUCUAACAAUUUUGAGUGCUCUCAGCAAUAUCUACUUUUGUAAGAUUAUUGUUACAUUCUGAGUGCUCUGAGAAAUAUCUACUUUUGUGAGAUAAUUGAGUGUUCUCAAGCAAUAUCUACUUUUGACCUAUGGAAUGACGAUUUCCUAAAGAUAAAGUUUUUAUUAUCCUAGCCAGAUACAGAUCACAUUCUCAUAACAUUCAUUUCACCACCAUAAUCGUACCUAGUGAUCACACUCAUCCAUUUCUUAAACCAUCACAAUGUUGCUACUGAUGUAUUCACCAAAGAACCAAAUUAAAAAUAAUCAAUAAUCAUUAUAAUCACAAACUAACAACAAAAAAUCGUUUCAGAUGUACUGUCUAUAACAGGGGUAAAAAAAUAAAUCACUGUUAAGAAGAUAAGAAAGUCUAUUUGACCAUUUCAGUUUAAAGACAGUUUAAAGACAGCUGAAGACAGACGUAGGUAAAAUGUACUGGAUGCCUUUGCUUCUCACGGUGGCUGGAACUGUCACUGUCACUUAUGUGAGUUUGUUAAUAAAUUGAAGUCUCAUGUGUGGUGUUUGUAAAUAGAAUACUGGUGUUGUGGCUUCCACUUCUUCAUAACACCGAUUUAAAAGAAGAAAUAACACAAGUGUCAUACCUUUGAUUUUUAACAUGUUACUUGAGGAUUAUAAUUGGUUGUGUGAUUUUAAUAACUACAGACAAGAUAUCUUCACAUUUACAUAAACUGUGUUAUAAACAUAAACUUUUUUAAUAUAAAAAAACUUUUUUGAUACAUAAACUUUUUAAUAAACAUAAUUUUUUUUUUAUAAACUUGACAUUCGCUGACUCCAGGCAGCUGUAGGGGCCACAUGCUCAUACAACGACCAAUGCUGUCAAGGGGAAUGUUGCCAGAUCCUGAGUGAGUACAUGAUCAUGAGCAAGAAAAGACAACUUGAUUGGAUGACCAUGACACCACCGUACCCAACAAGAGGCAAGUGGAUAAAGUUCUAUAACUUGCAGAUGAAGCUCUAUGACUUUUAGAUGAAUCUCUAUAACUUUUAGAUGAAUCUGUAAGACUUUUAGAUGAAUCUCUAAGACUUUUAGAUGAAUCUCUAAAAAUUGUAGAUGAAUCUCUAUAACUUUUUAAUGAAUAUCUAUAUCUUUUAGAUGAAUCUCUAUAACAUUUGGAACAACAUCUAUAACUUUUCGAUGAAGAUAUAUUUAUGAACGGUGAAGAUGCUUGGCUGGGCUUAGCAUUCAACUACAAGUCCAUUGUUGGAUGUGCCUAGCUUUCAACUACAAGUCCAUUGUUGGAUGUGCCUAGCUUUCAACUACAAGUCCAUUGUUGGAUGGGCUCAGCUAUCAACUACAAGUCCAUUGUUGAAUGUGCCUAGCUUUCAACUACAAGUCCAUUGUUGGAUGUGCCUAGCAUUCAACUACAAGUCCAUUGUUGAAUGGGCUCAGCUAUCAACUACAAGUCCAUUGUUGGAUGGGCUCAGCUUUCAAUUACCAGUGCAUUGUUGGAUGAGCUUAGCUUUCAACUACAAGUCCUUUAUUGGAUGGGCUUUGAUUUUAUAUUUAUAACUUUAAUCAUUAAUUGUUAAACUCAUUAAUAUGAAUAGGAUUUCCCUUUCAAGAUAUUUUAUUUGUUAAAAUAAAAAAAAAAUUAAUGAAAAGUUCCUCUUCCUUUUAUUUCCUUUAAUUUUUUCAUUAGCCAUAUUUGUGUUAAUUUGGAUACCAUUGCUGUGGAAAGACAUUUCAUUUUAGUCUUACGCCAAUUCUUAACAUUUGUGCCGGAGUUGAUCUUAGUAUGUAAACACAGGCUUUGACCAGCUUCACCAUCCAUUCGCUGACAGGUCCACUGACCUACUUUAUCCAUUUACUGACAUGUACCCUGACCUACUUCAUUUAUUUACCUACAGGUACGCUUGGAAGUUGUCAAAGAUACCAGCUUGAAGGAAGUUCUUGUAAUCCAUUAGACAAGAUCAACGGCUACUGCAGUUGUGAGCCUGGGACUCGGUGUAUGGAGCAUGAGUUCCCUAUCACCUCCACCACCGAGCCGACCACAGAAGGACCAACGUCCACUACCCAACGCCUGGCCAAACGUACCUUCGGCAGACCUGGUUAUAUCUGGUUCGCCAAGUGUGAGAAAUUACCAUCGGAUGAUGAAGAUUAUUAUCAGAAUUAAAGUAAAUUCGUGAAAAAUAAUUUA